CGUGACAUUUUACGCCUUCUUGUAGACGGAUGUGUAGUUUUAUGGCGGACUGAGACGUGGUAGGAAACCGAGGACUGGGUGGAGACGAGACAAACUUUAGCUCGCAUCCUUUCCAGACCAGACUAACCGUUUUAUAAAAGCUCAAAUCCCUCUCAGCCGCUUUUAUUCGGGUUGUUUAAUCGUUUAUGCUGAUUUGUAUGUCCUUUACAAAACUCUCAGAUGGAUUGUAAAACUUCAGCCAAACUUAAACGUCUUCUGUUGUCAGAAAGGAAAAGCUUUUCCCCUGAGUAUUUUUUUUUCUAGUGGACUUUUAAAGUUGCUGAACAGUUAAACUGACAGAAGAAGAAAAAAAAAGGACAUUGGCUCUUUUAAACUUGCUCCAGCUGGAAAUUUCUGCAACAACACGAUGGCCAGUCCAGAAGACAUGAUCGAGCCAGCGGCUGUGUCCUCAGUUGUACCCCACCUUAGCAGGAGGCGCUUCUUGCAUGAUAACCACGAUCUGAGUCCAGAUGAAUUAGACGGCCUCAUAAAAAGUAGUGAGGGCCGUCCUUUCACAGUGGUUCAUCAUCUGCCUGAAGUUAAAGAUCGUGGUGUACCUUACUUAAUGACCGGUACUCCUAUUACAUGCAAGGUGGACAACACAGAGAAAUACACCACCCGCUCAAAGGUGGUGGUAGGAACCCUGUACACUCUGCGGUUAACUCAUGGACACUUUCACUGGGAAGUGAAGCGGAAGUACAAGCACUUUCAGGAGCUUCACCGAGAGCUUUACAAACACAAGAUGAUGCUUCACUAUCUGCCUCUGGGAAGGUUUGCAAAGGACCGGCAGCAGCUGAUGAUUGUCUCAGAGGUAAUGCCCACCCUACAGGGGACAGAACGCACCAGAAGAACCUCAAGCAAAAUGAAAUACCUUGAGGAGUACCUAAAUGAUCUGCUGGAAAAUGCAUUCUGUAGAAAUGAUCACAGCAUGCUUGAAUUCCUCUCGGUCAGUGCCCUUUCCUUUGUCACUGAUCUGGGACCCAAAGGCCUAGAGGGGCCGAUCAUGAAGAGGUCGGGCGGUCACCGGAUUCUGGGUCUGAACUGCAUCGGCCAUCAUCAGGUCUGUUUUCGCUGGUCACACCGCUGGUUGGUGGUCAAAGACUCCUUCCUCUUGUACAUGAGCCGAGACAACACUGAAAUCAACUUUGUGCUGCUUUUUGAUUCAACGUUCAAUGUAAAAGUGGGUCAUGCUCACACAGGGACAAAGUAUGGAGUCUGCAUUGAGAACUACACAAGGAAUUUGAUAAUCAAGUGUAGCAGCUACAGACAAAGUCAAUGGUGGAGCCAUGAAAUAAAACGGCUGGCUCAGUCCUGUGACUUUCUGAAAGAGCACCGCUUUAGAGGAUUUGCUCCACCGCGAGAAGACACUCUUACUAAAUGGUAUGUGAACGGGAAAGACUACUUUGCAGACCUGGCUGAUGCCCUUGAACAAGCUAAGGAGGAGAUUUUCAUCACAGAUUGGUGGCUCAGCCCUGAAAUCUUCCUAAAGAGACCUGCCACUGACAACCACUGGAGACUGGAUGAAAUACUUAAACGAAAAGCAGAACAAGGUGUCAAAGUAUGUAUCCUGCUUUACAAGGAGGUGGAGGUGGCGCUUGGUAUCAAUAGUGACUACAGCAAGAGGACUCUGAUGAACAUCCACCCAAACAUCAAGGUGAUGCGACAUCCGGACCACGUCUCAUCUGCGGUGUUCCUGUGGGCUCAUCAUGAAAAGAUGGUGGCCAUUGACCAAACUGUGGCCUUUGUAGGGGGAAUUGACCUGGCGUUUGGCAGGUGGGAUGACAGACGGUAUCGGCUGGUUGACUUGGGUCAGGCAGUGACGUUAAAUGGGGAAACGGAAAAGCAGCCAAACAAAGAUGCAACUGACAAUCGUGCAGCUGAUGGCGAAAACACAGAUAACCAAACAGAAAAGGACCCAACUAAUCUGGCCGGUAACACUAAACUGUGGCUUGGCAAGGACUACAGCAACUUCAUUAAAAAAGACUGGACCCUAUUGGACAGGCCAUUUGAAGAUAACAUCGACCGUAGUAAAGUUCCUCGCAUGCCUUGGCGUGACCUGUCUGCAGCUAUGCAUGGCAAAGGUGCCAGGGAUGUCGCCCGGCAUUUUAUCCAGCGCUGGAAUUUCGCAAAGAUCUUCAAGAUCAAAUACAAGGAUAACUUCUACCCCUACCUUCUCCCCAAGUCUCACACUACGGCAGAUUCGCUGCCAUUUACUGUGCCUGGGUCCCAGAAAGCCAAGGUUCAGGUGCUGCGCUCCGCUGAUCAAUGGUCAACAGGAAGCUGUGAGAACUCGAUCCUACAUGCCUACAUUCACACUAUUGAGAACAGCGAGCACUAUAUCUACAUUGAGAACCAGUUCUUCAUCAGCUGUGCUGAAGACAAGGUCAUCCACAAUAAAAUUGGGGAUGCAAUUGUGGAUCGAAUCCUGCGAGCACACAGAGAGCAGAAGAAGUACAGAGUGUUUGUGGUGAUUCCUUUGCUUCCUGGCUUCGAGGGAGACAUUACCACUGGAGGUGGAAAUGCAAUUCAAGCCAUUAUGCACUUCACUUACAGAACUAUGUGCCGUGAAAAACACUCGAUUCUGUCAAGGCUUAGUGAGGUAAAGGACCAGUGGACUGAGUACAUCACCUUUUGUGGCCUCAGAACUCAUUCCUGGCUCUCCGGGUCGCUCGUCACAGAGCUAAUCUAUGUUCACAGCAAGGCGCUCAUUGCUGAUGACCGCUGCUAUAUAAUUGGAUCAGCCAACAUCAAUGAUCGCAGCAUGCUGGGCAGCCGAGAUAGUGAGCUGGCAGUGUUUGUGGAAGAUCAAGAGAGGGUCCCAUCCAUCAUGGGAGGACAGGAAUAUGAGGCAGGACCGCUCUCGCUUGCUCUACGCAAAGAGUGUUUCAGGGUUCUGGUUGGAGCAACUUCAGACCCCAGCAUAAACAUCGAUGACCCAAUCAGUGAUCACUUCUUCUUCCUGACCUGGAAUGAAACUGCUAAACUUAACGCCACCAUUUACGACAAGGUUUUCAGAUGCCUUCCCUGCAACAGUGUUCACAACAUGCAGCAGCUGAAGAACUACUGCUGCCAGGAACACCUCUGCGACACAGACCCCGAGCAGGCGGCAGAGGAACUGAAGGCCAUCCGAGGGCUGCUGGUCCACUUUCCUCUGAAGUUCCUGUGUCAGGAAAACCUGCUGCCACCUCUGAACUGUAAAGAAGGCAUUGCUCCUACAGAGCUUUGGACAUAAACACAGGUCUACCCAGAUCACGCUGCUACAACAUGACACAGUUGUUGCUAACCUGUACCUAAAACCCAGCACAAUAAAUGAGUUAGAGCACUAGCCCACACAUUAAAUGAGUUUAUGUGUCAAUCCUAAAUCUAGUCUGGCUCAAAACACUAAAAGUUUUAUCAUUUGUUAGAAUAAUAGAUGAACUAUGAAAGGCCAGUUUAUUCAUGAUGUCUGUCACGUAACUUCUGCAAUGCAAUCUGACCGAAGGCACAGACAAUGGUGUAAACUUAUCUAAAUUAAUGUAUGACUCUGGAGGGCUGCACGGUUGUACUGAAAAUCAAGCAUGAUCUGGGAACAUAAUGUACAUUUACUGGUGCAAGAUUUUUAUUUUGGUGGGUGGCUCAGUCUCUUUCUCUCACGCGCUCUCCCUCUCUCCCUCUGAGGCUUCACCUAUCACUGCAGUGCCAGGAAACCUGUCAGAACAUUUGUGGUUGUUAUGGUGACGGAUAUAAAGAGAUGACUGGAUCGCAGCUGAAAUAAAGGCUCAAUAGGGCAGAAAAAGAGAGCGCUGAUAGGAGGGAUUGCUUACUAAAUCGGGAUGGUGUGCCAGGAAAAAAAGAGCGAUAUUUCUGAUAGGUUGUGUAGGGACUAGUUACUUCUGUGUCAUUUUUAAAUUUUAAUCUGGAAGAAAUGUGAGUGGAAAAAUAUAGCAGUGUUGUUGAAAUCCUGUUGGUUUUCGCAUCUCUUUACGCCACCGUCACAUCCAAAUGGACUGCCUGCAGUCCAGUACAGAACAUUCCACACACUCCUGGCAUCUUGCAGCUACUUCCGUAUUGUGUCUAGGAGCCAUGAAGAGUCUUGCGUGUCUACCUUAUGUUAUAUCUGCUCACAGGCAUGAGACAUUUAUUGAGGUCCAGCUGAGAAGUUACAUAAUGUGUCUGACACACUUCUUUCUCCCCAACUGCUCAGAUUGAUCACUUGUUGACCAAUAUGCAAAUCUCUUGCACUGGAUUUUUUUUUUUUUUUACUAUAUUGUUUAAUAAUUUGAGGAAAAACUGUACUUACUGUAUAUAACCAAUGACGUUUGUCACAUUAUAACCACAAACUUCAAUGUAUUUAUUUAUUAUUAGGAUUUUAUGUGAUAUCCCAACACAAACUUGAUCUUCUUCCAUGAAAAGGAAUGAGAAUAAUGCAUGGUUUUCAAUUUUUUUUGCAGAUAAAAAUCUGAAAGUAAUUCCUGCAGUGGUACCCCUUCACUCUGAUACCCCUAAAUAAAAUCCAGCGCAACCACAAUUGGUUCAAAAUUGACCUAUUUAGUGAAAUGCGAGUAUUUUCGCAUAGCACGGUAGAAGACAAAGAAAACAAAGGUUUUUACAAGUUUGAAAAGGGCUUGGAUAGUGUGAAGUCUAUUAGAACCGGUUUUAAAAUUUCUUUUUCCUUAAAAAUGUGUGGUUGAUUUUUUAUAUAAUUUUAUGAAUGGAACCUUGUUAGAUUUUUAGAGGAGAAAAUACUGAAUGGUUAUGUUCCUAACAGUGUCUGCAUUGUAUUUUUUUAGUGUACAAGGGGGUAAAACAUUAUUCACUAAUGUGCACAAUAUUCCAAGUUGUUUUCCAAGUUGAGUUGUACAAAAAGUCAAAUAAGAUUUGAUUCUUGCCAACAGCAUUUUUCUGGUGGUGUCAAGCUGGUGUGAUAAAUAUGACUGAUGGAUGACUUGUGUGAACUCUCUAAACACAAAGCUCAUUUUACAGAGGAGCCAGACAAAAACCAUGUGUGUUUAGACACAGAUGUUCUGCUGGUUCUAGAAAUAGUCACACCAUGAAGGAAAAAAAACCACUGAGUCUUUGCACAGCAGAAGCUGGCUCUUUUUUAAACUGUUUAAGUGUAGGAAAAAUAAAUGUUUAAAGUGCUACUCUUUGUUAUGGGUAAGCAGAAAUGCCUUUAACUGACCAAUAAGUGAUCUUACAAGGUUUCUGUUUCUAUUAAACUAAUAACCAGCCUUUCAGUUUUAUAAAUUUACUACUUGAUGAAUAUUUUUUAUGGCAUUUUAUCCAAAUCUAUAUUUACAAUUUAAAACAUUGUGGUCUAUAGAUACAAUAAAUGGGGCACUAACACUCAGGGUAGAUCCUUUUUUUUUGAUUGGCUUCUUAAAUAACUUUAAUAUAGUUAUAACAUUUACUGUAAACUGUUGUUUUUAUUUCUUCAUACUCGUCUUUUAAUGAAUGUUGGAUCAUAUCUGUUCUAAUCUUGUUUUGUAACCAAUAUAAUUGUUUAGACCUCUGUUGAAACCUUAACAUUUGCUGUUUAUUUUAUAGUAUAUUUGUUUAACCUUCAAUAAAAAAUAAAAUUCUGUGUAA
Molecule: messenger RNA, 5607 nt
Organism: Girardinichthys multiradiatus
Lineage: Eukaryota; Metazoa; Chordata; Actinopteri; Cyprinodontiformes; Goodeidae
Gene: pld2
Product: phospholipase D2
Exons: 24
Coding region: 407-3271 (954 amino acids)
Biological process (GO): cell motility; phosphatidic acid biosynthetic process; intracellular signal transduction
Molecular function (GO): phosphatidylinositol binding; D-type glycerophospholipase activity
Source: RefSeq, a predicted model, not a curated record